UAGCUAGCUCGAGAUGAGAGCGAACAAGCCACUGCAUCCCCAGAAGCAGAAGCUAUCGUCGCCCAACGGCGGCAAGCCGGGCUAUUUCAUCCUGCCCAAAUCCGCCUGCAUUUGGUUCUCCUGCGGAUUCGUCUCCUUAGCCCUCCUCCACCUCUUCUGCUGUUCUUCUUCCGGCGCUCGAGAAGCGGUGUUCUCUCCCCUGCUCCAGUACGUCGAUGACACAUACAACUUCAUCUCAUCUGGGCCGGGAGGAGGGAAGAGCUGCAACUAUUCGGAGGGGAGGUGGGUGUGGGCGCCGGGCCACGCGCGGCGGUACAACGCCACCGAGUGCAACGUGAAGUGGAGCCACAACUGCAUCCGCAACGGGCGGCACGACACGGGCUACCUCGACUGGCGGUGGCAGCCGGAAGGGUGCCGCCUGCCUGCGUUCGACGCCAAGAGGUUCCUCUCGGCGAUGCGCGGCAAGCAUGUGGCCUUCGUCGGCGACUCGAUGGCACGGAACCAGGUCCAGUCCCUCAUCUGCCUCCUCAGCGCGGCGUUCCCGCCCCGCAUCGUGUACCGGGACCCCGAGCCGUGGAAGUGCUACUUCUGGCGCUGGGCGUUCCCAACGCACGACGUGACGGUGUCCUUUUACUGGGCGCCGUUCAUCGCCAGGGCCACGGGCAAGGCGGUGAACGAGAGCAUGGCACAAAACAUGAACUAUGUGUACCUCGACGCGCUCGACGACCGGUGGGCGGCCGACGCCGACACCAUGGACGUUGUGGUGCUCACCGCCGGCCACUGGUUUUUGAACGGGGCCAUCUACUACAACGGCAGCCGGGUGAUCGGCCACCACGUCCACGACGAGCUCAACGCAUCCGACAUCAUCGGCUACGCCUGGCCGAUGCAGCUGGCGUAUCGAAUGGCGUUGGACAGGCUGAGCUCCGGCCGGCCACGAACCGUGAUGCUAGCCACCUUCUCACCGCCUCACUUCGAAGGCAGAACCCUCACGACAGGGUGCCCGAGGAAGGGGCCGUACGAGGAGGGGGAGAAGGAGCUGCGACCCGUCGAGAAGGAGCUGAGGAGCCUCAUGUACGAGGAGGCCGAGGCCGCGACGCGGAGGAGCGGCACGACGAGGGUCGAGGUGCUGGACGUGACGAAGCUGGCGUUUAUGCGGCCGGACGGGCACCCCGGCGCGUACACCCACGGCGACCCGUCCGCGAGCGGCGUGCACAAGUGGAUGUUGGCCGACUGCCUCCACUUCUGCCUGCCCGGGCCGGUGGACACGUUCAACGAGAUACUGCAGCAGCUCCUGACGAAGAGCCAGGGCGAAGUUAGGUAGAGAUAUGUCCAUUGGCAUCACAGUAAAUCAAAAUUUUAAUAGUAAUUGUCUUAUUUUGAUUAUAUGUGUAUCAUGGUAAAUUAAGUUUUAUGACUAAUAUUUACUUUGAACUAUAU
Molecule: messenger RNA, 1437 nt
Organism: Phragmites australis (common reed)
Lineage: Eukaryota; Viridiplantae; Streptophyta; Magnoliopsida; Poales; Poaceae
Product: xyloglucan O-acetyltransferase 1-like
Exons: 2
Coding region: 14-1321 (435 amino acids)
Cellular component (GO): Golgi apparatus
Molecular function (GO): O-acetyltransferase activity
Source: RefSeq, a predicted model, not a curated record